GUUGCGCUGAAGCCUAAACCCUCUUUCUCCAGUUUUGCUGAAGCCGUCUUCUACGUUAUUCGUUCAGCCUCUUCGCCGAGCUCCACACACUGAAUACAAAGAUGUCGCUGAGAGUGCUCAACCCAAAUGCAGAAGUGCUCAACAAAUCCGCGGCUCUGCACAUGAAUAUCAAUGCCGCGAAGGGUUUGCAAGAUGUCCUCAAGAGCAAUCUCGGUCCCAAAGGAACCAUCAAAAUGCUUGUGGGUGGUGCUGGAGAUAUCAAGCUCACCAAAGAUGGCAACACUCUGCUUAAAGAAAUGCAAAUUCAAAACCCCACAGCAAUCAUGAUAGCACGAACAGCUGUUGCCCAGGAUGACACCACUGGGGAUGGUACUACUUCUACUGUGAUUUUUAUAGGCGAGCUUAUGAAACAAUCGGAACGUUAUAUCGAUGAAGGUAUGCAUCCACGUGUCUUGGUUGAUGGUUUUGAGAUUGCCAAAAGAGCAACUCUUCAAUUUCUUGAAAAAUUUAAGACUCCUAUAGUGGUUGGUGACGAGCCAGACAAAGAGAUUCUGAGAAUGGUAGCAAGAACAACACUACGAACAAAGUUGUACGAAUCAUUGGCAGAUCAGUUGACUAAUAUAGUUGUUGAUGCGGUGCUCUGUAUUCGUAAACCAGAAGAAGCCAUUGAUUUGUUUAUGGUAGAAAUCAUGCACAUGCGUCAUAAGUUUGAUGUUGACACUCGGUUGGUUGAAGGUCUUGUCCUUGAUCAUGGUUCUAGACAUCCUGAUAUGAAACGGAGAGCAGAAAAUUGUUAUAUUUUAACCUGCAAUGUGUCUCUGGAAUAUGACAAAAGUGAAAUAAAUGCUGGAUUUUUCUACUCUAAUGCGGAACAGAGAGAAGCAAUGGUUGCUGCUGAAAGGCGCCAGGUCGAUGAAAAAGUUAAGAAAAUCAUUGAAUUGAAAAACAAGGUUUGUUCGGGUAAUGAUAGCAGCUUUGUUAUCAUAAAUCAAAAAGGAAUUGAUCCCCCAUCUCUGGAUCUGCUCGCUAGGGAAGGGAUAAUUGCUCUUCGUAGAGCCAAGAGGAGAAACAUGGAAAGGUUGGUUUUGGCCUGUGGAGGAGAGGCUAUAAAUUCUGUCGAAAACCUUACUCCUGAUUGCCUUGGAUGGGCUGGACUGGUCUAUGAACAUGUUCUUGGGGAAGAAAAAUAUACAUUUGUGGAAAAUGUAAAGAAUCCUCAUUCAUGUACAAUCUUGAUCAAGGGACCUAAUGACCACACGAUUGCUCAAAUUAAGGAUGCUGUCCGUGACGGUCUUAGAUCAGUUAAAAACACCGUUGAAGAUGAAUCUGUUGUCAUGGGUGCCGGAUGCUUUGAAGUUGCUGCCAGACAAUAUCUGAUUAAUGAAGUGAAGAAAACAGUUCAAGGACGUGCUCAACUUGGCAUUGAAGCUUUUGCUGAUGCCCUUCUAGUGGUUCCCAAGACUCUUGCUGAGAACUCUGGGCUUGACACUCAAGAUGUGCUCAUUGCUCUUAAGGGGGAGCACGACCGGGGCAAUGUUGUCGGGCUAAACCAGAAUACAGGAGAACCAAUUGACCCCCAAAUGGAGGGUAUCUUUGACAACUACUCGGUGAAACGCCAAAUUAUCAAUUCUGGGCCUGUAAUUGCAUCACAGUUGCUAUUGGUAGACGAGGUAAUUCGUGCUGGGCGCAAUAUGCGAAAACCUACUUAGGCUGGGUUGACAUGUAACUUUUAGCCGGUUUUGGUUUUGAUGAUUUGCUAGGGUGAGUUUUGAGCUACUUUCUUGUACAAGUUACGCUGUUUGUGUUGUUGGGAAGCAUUUUGCCCCCCACCACUGUAGAACUUUAUUUUAUUUUCAAGAAUGGAAAAAAAGAAACCCAUUUUCUCUAGUUUUUGGAGGUAUUUAUUAAUUACUAGGCAAUAGGCAGUGGUCUGACACCAUUAUUUUGGUUCACAAGGUGGUUUGAGUGAAGUACAAUGGGGAAUUUUGUGCAAUUUUUUGAAUCAUUAUUCUCA
Molecule: messenger RNA, 2014 nt
Organism: Momordica charantia (bitter melon)
Lineage: Eukaryota; Viridiplantae; Streptophyta; Magnoliopsida; Cucurbitales; Cucurbitaceae
Product: TCP-1/cpn60 chaperonin family protein
Biological process (GO): protein folding
Molecular function (GO): ATP-dependent protein folding chaperone; ATP binding; ATP hydrolysis activity
Source: RefSeq, a predicted model, not a curated record